AUGGAACACUUUCGCACCCACUUGAGCUCCUCUCAAUCUGGCUUCAUGCCUCAGCGCUUCAUUGGUGAACCAGCUAUGAUUUUACAUUGCGCCCAAUUUCUUGCCACGGCCACUCAAUCCACGUCCAUUGCUUUACUGUUAAAUCAGGAGAAGGCAUAUGAUCGGGUCAAUCUUGACUACCUUUCCGCUGUACUCACUGCCUUUAACAUGCCUCCUCAAUUAACAUCAUCACUGCUUGCGUUGUUGGCUACCACUCAGGUACAGGUUAACAUCAAUGGAAAUCUGUCCGCCCCGUUUACUACCCGCCGCGGCAUGCGCCAAGGGGAUCCCGUUAGUUCGCUAUUGUUCAACAUCAUUUUCGAUCCCUUCUUCCGUGCUAUCAACAACCAUCCGGAUAUUCAGGGCUUUGAUUUUGACUAUAUUGCUAACACUAAUUCACGUUUCCCCACAACACUUACUCAUCACGUUCCUGUAGCCGACCCAGUCAAAGUUCUUGCGUAUGCAGAUGACACACUCGUCUUCCUCAACGAUCUUGGUGAAUUUUACCAGCUUCAACAACUAGUCAGUAGGUAUGCCGAUGCGUCCAAUGCCUCCCUUAACUACCACAAAACGCAAGCAUUGUCUCUCUCUGGCGCCUCACAUGCAUCCUGGAUCGCCGGCCUUAGAGCGACAGGCAUCUCCUCGUGGCAUGAUAAGACCGCGACUAGUCCCAUUACAUAUCUCGGCUACCCUGUUCGUUCGUCGCCUAUACAACGGGUUUCAUACGUCAAUGACUUACUAACUCGUUUACGCGAUCUUUGUCGUCUUCAUUCCAUUCGUACCCUCACCCUUCGUGGCCGGGUUACGGUGCUGAACUCCCUUUUGUUCUCAAAAGUGUGGCAUGUCGCCCGUCUGUUUCCUUUCUCGGCUACCGAUAUCCGCAAACUACAACAUAUGGGCGCUUCAUUUGUUAAUAACCAGGCGAAACUAACCCGUUUUUCUUUCAGCACUCUUUGUCUACCUCGAUCUCAAGGUGGUCUAAAUCUGUUGGAUCCCGCUAAACAGAUCAAUGCUCUUCAGUGGCGAUGGUUACACCCUCUUUUGCAUCCGGCAAACCCCACUCCUCCUACCAAGACCUCAAUUCCUUACAUACGUGUCAUACUCAACUUCUUUCUCGCUACUCCCUCUUAUCCUACCUACCAUUGGUCCCUUCUUUCCCCUGCUUGCCGACCAUCCCGUUCAACAGUCAUCACUGCCCCACUCUACAACCUCCUUCGAGCCGUCGAUGCUAUUGCCCGCAAGUUUGGUGUUUGCCAUGUUCCCUUUAGUACUUGUCUGCGCCUCCCGCUUGCAACUCUAAUCGAACAUAGUCUGCCAUCAUCUCAUAGCCUCUCGGCUACAUUCUGCUCCCCACAGGAAGUGACUGUACGCUGUCCUGGCGUUCUUACCCUCACAGGUAACGAUGUUUUAACCUUUGACCCAGCAACUCAAGCCCUCCAAGUUCGAACCUCAACACGCGGCCUCCCUCACCCUACAACCAGCCGUCGAGCCCUUCAACUCCUACAAUCUGAACAACUACUCUUCGCCAACUUCGUUCAUUUCAACCGGCUUCAUCUCGUCCCUCGUCCAGUCAUCCACCACAUCGACCUCUCUACCAUCACCAGCUAUACCGAAAGUAUCACCCAUAUCUCUACUCUUCUCAUUUCCUUAAUGUCAUCCUCAUUUUCCUUUGAGUCCCAUUCCUUCCUUAUGUCUCUCCCUACUAACCAAGGGUAUAAAUCCCUUCCUCUACAUACUAACAUAUCCUCUUUCUUGUUUCCCUUAGGUGUUGCCAAAUGGAAGCAAUUUUGGGCCCUCCAAAUACCUUUGAACGCUCGCAAUACUUGGUUUCGGAUACUUCAUGAAAAAGUUACUACUAGACAUUUACUCCACCAACGUAUGCGCGACCAAUUUCCGCCGUACUGCCUUCAUUGUCAGUCUUCGUCCUCCACCACACCACCUGUCAUCGAAGACACAGAGCACUUCCUAUUCUCCUGUCACCUCAAAUUGGAAGUUUGGCGCCAUUCUCUCUCUCUCUCUACAUCUCCCCUCGCUUCGCCCACUUCGCCUACGAGGAAUAUUUAG
Messenger RNA from Mucor velutinosus, 2103 nucleotides. RefSeq lists its product as uncharacterized. NCBI's taxonomy places the organism in Eukaryota, Fungi, Mucoromycota, Mucoromycetes, Mucorales, Mucoraceae. The record is from RefSeq and is a predicted model, not a curated record. The coding region runs from base 1 to 2103 and encodes 700 amino acids. The transcript has a single exon.